Molecule: messenger RNA, 1329 nt
Organism: Daldinia vernicosa
Lineage: Eukaryota; Fungi; Ascomycota; Sordariomycetes; Xylariales; Hypoxylaceae
Product: signal recognition particle, SRP19 subunit
Exons: 1
Coding region: 235-1122 (295 amino acids)
Biological process (GO): SRP-dependent cotranslational protein targeting to membrane, signal sequence recognition; SRP-dependent cotranslational protein targeting to membrane
Cellular component (GO): signal recognition particle, endoplasmic reticulum targeting
Molecular function (GO): 7S RNA binding
Source: RefSeq, a predicted model, not a curated record
GCUAUCAUAGGUACAAGGUACCCCACAUAUCUACAAAAUUCAAGGUCCAAUAUUCCGUAUCAAAGUUCAUUAUCACGAGCUUUAAUCGACAUAACCUUCUUAAAAAGUACCUGGUCUAAAAAGGACAGCGCAGUUUACCAAAUACUCCUCACCCCUAAGAAACACACUUUAACAUCGCAACACCCGCACAAACAAACCAUCAAUCAAAUAAUACCUAUAAGUCAUCCACCCACCAUGUCACAUCCCCGAAUCGAAGAAGUAUCCGACAGCGACCUCUCGGACCCCAGCGAGGGAGACAUCGAAGACUUCAUCGAAACCGACAUCCUACGCCAAAAAGCCCCCGCGACCACCUCCCGUCCCUCCACCAUCCCCUCCAGCACCAGCAGCAAUCCCACCCUCCUCCACCCCUCCGCCGCCCCCCCAGCCCAACAAGUCCAAGCCAGCGACAUAAAAGACUACCAAAUGCUGUACCCGGUGUACUUCGACCUAACGCGUUCCCGCGCCCAAGGCCGGCGCGUAUCCAAAUCCCUCGCGGUGAAAAACCCCCUGGCGCGCGAAAUCGCCGCCGCCUGCGCCGCGCUGCGUCUAUCCCCCGUCUUCGAGGCGCACCGCAUCCACCCCAAGGACUGGGCGAACCCGGGCCGCGUGCGCGUGAAGCUGGGCGGCAGUAGCAGCAAGAACAAAAACGCUGCCAACCCCUACGCCGCCGACGUCAAGAACAAGCACCACCUGUACGUCCUCGUCGCGCAGCACCUGCAAGCCCACCCCACGACCGACGCGAGCGACGCCCUGCGGCGCGUGCGCGUCCCCGGCCUCGGCGCCCCGAGCGACGACGAGCCCUGGCCGCGGCCCGCCGUCCCGCGCGGCUGGAAGAUGGGCGAGUUAUUACCCGCGUACAGCGCGGCCAUGACGGGCGGUGGGGUUAGCGAGAACGCGUUUAAGGAUAUAAUGCGGGAGAUGCAGGGAGGAGGAGGAGGAGGAGGGGGUCCGGCUGAUAUGAUGAGUAUGCUUGGCCAGGGGCUUGGAGGGUUUGGAGGGGCGGGAGCGGGGGCGAGUGGAAGUGAGGCUGGUGGGGGAGGAGGGGGUGGGAAGAAGGGUAAGAAGGGGAAGGGGAAGGCGUGAGUGAAAUUAUGAGGUUUCGAAAGGGAAAUGGCUUCUGAGAUGGGAUGGGAUGAGAUGAGUUGAGAUACGGGAUGUACGGCUCUCCGAGGUAGAAAAAAGGGGAAAUCACUCAGGGAGUAUAAGCUCCCACUAUCAUGGCAUAUCCACUACGAACAAAUCUCUACAACACCAAGAUAUAAAUAAAUCAAUGAAUACAUCAUAAUGGAC